Physeter macrocephalus (sperm whale) is the source of this 1250-nucleotide messenger RNA. RefSeq names its product transmembrane protein 243 (gene TMEM243). The transcript is spliced from 6 exons. The coding region runs from base 328 to 654 and encodes 108 amino acids. Lineage: Eukaryota; Metazoa; Chordata; Mammalia; Artiodactyla; Physeteridae. The record is from RefSeq and is a predicted model, not a curated record.
CGCUCCGCGACGCCCCCGGAGUCUCUGCUCCGCCUCCCGGCGUCGGCGUGGACCGGGACCCGUGCUCCCCAGGGCGGCCAGGACUCCCCAGCGAGCUGGCGGCUGGGGACGCCGAGCUGCUCAAGAUGAGGAGGGGAGCGGGGCUCGGGCGGAGCGGCCUCGUCCCGUGGGUCUGAGCGUCCACCCCCGCCGCCGGGACUCCGGCCCCCCUGGGCUUCGGCUAUGAGCGCUCGGUGACCGGCGGCGCCGCGAGUCGUAGACCCGGGACUUCGGGAGGCAGUGCUGGCUCGGCUUUGAGUGGCCUCGGGACAGUGAAGAAACCCUAAAAUGGAGAACUUUUCCACCAGGACCUACGGCACCAGUGGCCUCGACAACAGACCUCUGUUCGGAGAGACGUCGGCCAAGGAUCGAAUCAUCAAUUUAGUUGUUGGCAGCUUAACAUCCUUGUUGAUUCUAGUAACGCUGAUCAGUGCUUUUGUUUUUCCUCAACUACCUCCAAAACCGCUGAAUAUAUUUUUUGCUGUCUGCAUCUCUUUGAGUAGUAUUACUGCCUGCAUACUUGUUGAUUCUAAAUUUAUAAUGGAAGAGCAAAGGGCCAAGAACAGCCAAGACACUCAGGAAGAGACCUGCCCCGUCAGAUAUUGGGACUUCUGAAGACCGAGUUGUACUGGUGCAGGCAGAAACUGGAUCUCUACUUUCAAGAAGAUAUGAAACCCAUCUCACUUCGAAAACAGAGAAACUUUCCAUGAACAAUCAAAGCACAAUGAGGAGAAAAGCCAUGCUUCUACUGUCACCUACUUUAUUUUUAUAUUUGGUGGUAAUGAAUAUUUUGUAUUUAUAAAAAUGUUGUUUUUUAAAACCAUAGGCAAAAGCUAGAAAUCACUGGAACAAACAUGAAAAGUUUUAUAACCCUGUAUUUACGCAUCAUAUACAUUUUAGAUCUUUUUCUUUUAAAGAUUAAGAGGAUUUUAUAAAGCUGAGAAUUGAGACAGACUAGACAGAUGAUAUCCAAGGCCUCUUAUAUUAUGAAGAUCACAAUUCUGUAAGAUUUGACACAGGAGUUAUUCAUCAAGGGCAAUACAGAGACCUACCAAAAGACCUUGAUACAUAUAAUACCUACUUUUAAGAAAUGUAAUGCAGAAAAUAUCCUGAGAUGAUCUCUUAUAUUAAUUAGUUCGUUAAAAGAAUAAAAUCACCGUUUCCAAAGUGAGUCUAAAUAUACAGCAAAGCCCACUCUAUGAAUCUCACAA